Epithele typhae is the source of this 438-nucleotide messenger RNA. RefSeq names its product ribosomal protein S12/S23. The transcript is spliced from 5 exons. The record is from RefSeq and is a predicted model, not a curated record. Gene Ontology annotation, cellular component: cytosolic small ribosomal subunit; ribosome. Lineage: Eukaryota; Fungi; Basidiomycota; Agaricomycetes; Polyporales; Epitheliaceae. The coding region runs from base 1 to 438 and encodes 145 amino acids. Gene Ontology annotation, biological process: translation. Gene Ontology annotation, molecular function: structural constituent of ribosome.
AUGGGCUCCAACAAACCCCGUGGAUUGCAAGCCGCGCGCAAGCUGCGCAACGACCGCCGCGAAAACCGCUGGGCGGACAAGGCCUACAAGAAGCGGGCCCUCGGUAACAUCUACAAGACCUCCCCCACUGGAGGUUCCUCCCACGCAAAAGGAAUCGUGCUCGAAAAGGUCGGCGUUGAGGCCAAGCAGCCUAACUCUGCCAUCCGCAAGUGCGUCCGUGUGCAGCUGAUCAAGAACGGCAAGAAGGUCACCGCUUUCGUGCCGAACGAUGGUUGCCUGAACUUCGUCGAUGAGAACGACGAAGUCCUCAUCUCCGGCUUCGGUCGCCGGGGUAAGGCCAAGGGUGAUAUUCCCGGUGUCCGUUUCAAGAUUGUCAAGGUGUCUGGUGUCGGUCUCUUGGCUCUCUGGAAGGAGAAGAAGGAGAAGCCCCGGUCAUAA